CAUAAUAUUUAGGUCAACAAGAUAAAUUGAGCGAAGCGAUUCCGAAUUGAAUCAGUUUAGUUCAACUUGUCGCCGAAUCAACGCACGACAUGUACGUUUUACUCGCGAUAGUUGUAGUCCUCUUGACGUACGUCCUGUUCGAUCGUUGGGAAAGGCACAAGAAAUACAAGAAUGUUUCCAAGAUACCCGGACCGCCCACAAGUUGGUUGUAUGGAAGUAUUGUCGAUUAUGGUUCUACAAACGGCGACCGUUUACGGAAGCAAGUGGACCUGGUGCGAGAGUACGGACUGAUGGUGCGCUUGUGGCGCGGCUCGCAAUUGUCGAUCAUAUUAUCGGAUCCGGACAAACUGCAAUGGCUGCUCAGCUCAAACGAGCACAUCGCUAAAUCGCCUGGGUAUAACGGCUGGAAGCUCUGGCUGGGCAAAGGCCUGCUCACUAGCGAAGGAAAUUAUUGGCGGAAGCACCGGAAGAUCAUCACGCCGACGUUCAAUUUUAAGAUUCUAGAGCAAUUUACCACGUACAUCAAUUCCAACUCAAAAACUCUGAUAGACCUGCUCAAAAAAGAAGUCGGAAAGAAAUCGUUUGAUAUCGCGCCCUUUAUCAGGAAUUACAACAUCGACGUGAUCGGAGAAACGGCGAUGAAUACGAAAAUCAACGCGCAACUGAAUCCGAUAUUGGAUUAUACCGAGGCGGCCGAGGGUUACAUGGACAUCUACAUCCGGCGCUACUUCUCGUUCUUCAAGCAAUUCGAUUUGUUUUUCAAAUGGACCGACGACUACAAGCGCCAACAGAAUUACGUCAACUCGCUGAAAGGCCAAACGGAGAAGUUCAUCCAGCAGCGCAAGCUGGAACGCGCGAUGGAGGCCAAACAGAAAGAUACCGAUAACGCAGAAUUUGGCAUCAAAAAAACCAAGGCGUUUCUAGAUCUGCUGCUUGAUCUGCAAGGCGAGGACUUAAUGACCGACGAGGAGAUCCGCCAGGAAGUUGAUACGUUCAUGUUUGCUGGUCACGACACGGUCACGUCCAGCACGAUGUUCUGCCUGCUCGAGUUGGCCAACCAUGCAGACAUUCAGCGCACAGUUUACGCCGAAAUAAAAGACUUCCUUGGAGCGAACCCAGCGUCGGAUGUUAGUUUCGGCGAGAUUCAGAACCUCGAAUAUCUAGACCUCGUCGUUAAGGAGACGCUGAGGUUCCACUCGGUGGUGCCGUUCAUCGAGCGCGAGCUGAAUUCGGAUGUGACUUGGGAUGGAAUCUGCCUGCCCAAGGGUACGGUCAUUUCAAUCCUUCCGUAUGCAAUUCAUCGCUCCGAACGAUUCUAUGAGAAGCCGGACGUUUUCGAUCCGGAUAGAUUCCUGCGGGAGAAUGCGGAGCAACGACACACGUACGCGUACAUCCCUUUUAGCGCCGGACCAAGAAAUUGCGUUGGUCAACGCUAUGCCCUUUUGGCGACGAAGGCCGCCGUUGUUCAAAUCCUCAAGAACUUUGAGUUAUUACCAGCCGAACCUAAAUUCACUCCAGAGAUUACUAAUACGGCAGUGCUUAAAACCGAAAAUGGAAUUUGCAUUCAACUCAAAAUGCGGGAGCAUUAAAUACAUUUAAAUACAAAAAUAUCGACCAUGGUGUUGAAGAUUUCGAGGUUAGUUGAAUGUCAAAAACGUUCCUUCUGUGCACUUGUGCGCAAAAGUGAAAAUUCCCAUCCGCUUGAGUUUUAAUUAAAAAUAAAAUAUUUUUCUGUA
Molecule: messenger RNA, 1736 nt
Organism: Dalotia coriaria
Lineage: Eukaryota; Metazoa; Arthropoda; Insecta; Coleoptera; Staphylinidae
Product: cytochrome P450 4d2-like
Exons: 7
Coding region: 90-1589 (499 amino acids)
Molecular function (GO): monooxygenase activity; iron ion binding; heme binding
Source: RefSeq, a predicted model, not a curated record